Messenger RNA from Nylanderia fulva, 2450 nucleotides. RefSeq names its product solute carrier family 30 member 7 (gene ZnT86D). The record is from RefSeq and is a predicted model, not a curated record. Gene Ontology annotation, molecular function: zinc ion transmembrane transporter activity. Gene Ontology annotation, biological process: zinc ion import into Golgi lumen; intracellular zinc ion homeostasis. Gene Ontology annotation, cellular component: Golgi apparatus; membrane; cytoplasmic vesicle. Lineage: Eukaryota; Metazoa; Arthropoda; Insecta; Hymenoptera; Formicidae.
GUUGCAGCGUUUCAAUAAUGUUCGAUAAAUUAUUUCGACGCGUCGCUAAUUUCAGUUCGCACGCGAACUUAUUCCAACACGUGACGCGUCGAUUCAUCUGUCAUCUGUCAUCUGUCACUUUUCCGUCCCCUCCCUCCUCUCCCCUCCUCCCGCCAGCCGUCAGGAGUGGCUGCGAAGCAUGGCGCUCCGUCGUCGCGUAUUUCGUGCGCGAUCCGAUUUUCCGCGCCUCUGACAGCCGGCAUGUGUCAAACGAUCGGUGAUUAACGUCGCCGAACGUCACUGAAUUCCCACGUGACUCGGAUCGUCCGCCGCCGCGAGCGAGGACAAGAAUUAGACUUGUAAGAUUGACAUCGGGGCGAUUAUAAAAUGCUGCCGCUUUCGCACAGUCCACGUGAUUCACGUUCCAACUUCCUCAGUAACGUAAAAGAGAAGCUGUUGGGUUGGAAGCGUCUCAUCUUUUCCGAUCAGAAUACCCGGAAUCUGUUCCUGUUUCUGAUUCUCAACCUGUCUUUCGCUUUUGUCGAACUGCUAUACGGAAUAUGGACCAACAGCCUCGGCCUCAUCUCCGACAGCUUUCACAUGUUCUUCGACUGCACCGGUUUGCUGUUCGGUUUAGCGGCGUCCGUCAUUACAAAGUGGAGGGCGAACGAGAGAUACUCGUACGGAUACGUUAGAGCCGAGGUAUUGGGCGGCUUUGUAAACGGUCUGCUCCUAUUAUUCGUAGCUCUGUUCAUUAUGUCGGAGGCGGUGGAGAGGGCGAUCGAGCCGCCAGAAAUCAAACACGAGAGACUAUUUGUGGUUUCUGUCUUGGGACUCUUAGUGAAUUUAGUAGGAAUAUAUGCAUUUAAGCACGGACACGGCCAUGGACACGGACAUGGUCAUGGUCACAGCCACAGCCACAGUCAUAAUCAUAGUGCGAAAGGACAUCAUGGUCACAGUCACGAUAAUCACUAUUCCCUCCUGAAUCACGAUUAUGACCAUCACGUCGAGGUCGAGAUGUCCUUCAGUGGGACAAACUCGCAAAUCAUGAAGGGCGUAUUCCUGCACAUACUCGCGGAUACUCUCGGUUCCGUGGGCGUAAUCAUAUCAGCUGUGCUGAUGCAAAUGUUCGGUUGGAUGAUUGCCGAUCCGAUCUGCUCCAUGCUCAUAGCAAUAUUGAUAGUGUUAAGUGUAGCCUCGUUAAUGAAGGAAUCGUGGGAGAUACUUAUGCAGAGACAGCCGGUAGCUCUGGAUUACAUUCUACCACAGUGUUACAACAAGGUGACGCAGAUACCUGGGGUGUAUAGCGUACAGGAACCGCACUUCUGGACACUGUGCUCGGACGUGUACGUUGGAUGCCUGAAAUUAGAGGUAGCUAGGGAGGUGGAUCCCAAAUCUGUUGUGAUGACGACGCAAAAGAUUUUCCAAGCCGGGGGCGUGAGACACUUAACAGUCCAGCUGGAUUAUGCUCCCAUGUGAUGAUCUCCAAGAAGUCCGACGCGCGUUGUGGAACAUUCUUACAAAUGUACUAGAAGUGUAUUCAUCUGCGGGCUUUGCCGUAAAGAGACGAGAAACAGGACGGUGCCACGGAUUGUCUUCGCGGCGUCGAAAGUCGAUGAUUGUACACUUUUGAAUGGCGAUCAAUCUCGCCUUGGACUACAGAUGAUUUGAGAAUUAUAUAUAUAUGCCUUACAGAGAAAUUCUGCUGACAGAGAACUGAUUGAAGAAACAAUUCCUAAAAGAGUAUACCCAAUCGAAUCAAAUUAUUAGCUUAAUCAUUUUUAAACGCGAUAUACAAUUGAAAAACAAAACUAUAUUUCUUAUUCAAACACAUUAGGUAUUAAAAAUUUCUUUCAUUCAAAAAUUUCUGGAACAAAUAUUGCUGUUUAACUUUAUACAGAUAUCUCACUGUUAUCAGAGUGAAGGCUUAUCUCUCUGUUUGUACGAACUUUUACUUCUAACUUAUUUGUUUAACUAAGCAUUUCAGAUUCAGGUUUAAUUUAGUUGUAUCGUAAUAUAAGAGUAACAUUGCUUAGAUUUUUUAUUUUUGCAAUGAUACCUUAAGACGCGUCUGUAAACAUAUUUUUAACGAGACCUCCAAGACAAAACAAAAGAGUGUAUUGAAUCUUAUGUAAUUUGUACGCUGAUCUUCUUUACAUAGAAUUAAAUUAUUGUAAGCUUGUAAUAAAAAUGGCCAUAGCAAUCUGAGGACAGCUGUAAGAAGCUAGUCAAGCUGUGCAAGCAACAGUGGAAAGUACAUACAGUAUAACACACAUAAUGGAUUAUCUAAAAAAAUACUUUUACAUCAAAAAUCCAUUAUUUUACACAUUGAUCUAAAACAAGAGGUUGCAAUUUGUAUUUCCCGUCCAUGCUAAGUAUUAUCUUCCUUUGUUAAAAUGAUACGUUGAAUCAAUAUAUGUAACUUAGCAUGUGUGGAAUAUUUGUUGAAUAAUAUUGAUUGAUACAUAAUA